Molecule: messenger RNA, 1227 nt
Organism: Pieris macdunnoughi
Lineage: Eukaryota; Metazoa; Arthropoda; Insecta; Lepidoptera; Pieridae
Source: the annotation of a GenBank genome assembly
AUGCCAAGAGUUCCUUUGUACUCGCCUGAUGACGUUUACAGUCGCUUGAAAAAUUUGCAAUUUCGAGAUGAGACUAAUAAAUAUUUGCCGUACAACGAUGAAGUUUGGCGAAGAGCAGUUAAGCUCUUGCCUGGUAUUACCAUUCAUUUAACAGCGUCUGAAUGGAAAAAGUUAAAUCUAAAAACAAAAACUUUCAAAGAUAAUCGAGAAUAUGAAGUAUUUGAACCUGGUUGGACAGAUAAAAUUUACAGCUAUGUGUGGCAUCAUUUUAAACUUUCUUGUCCUUUCUCUUUUCAAACUCCGAAAAUAUCAAGAGGCAGUGAUAUUUUCUUAUCUAUUAAUGGUGCUUGCGAUGAAUGCAAAAACGAAAUACAUUUAUAUAGCUUAGAAGAUGCAAGUGAUGAUGGUAUAGAUUUUCAUGUUUCUACCUGUGACACUAAACAUAUUAAACAUGUCAAAAAGAGGCAGCUUCGUGGAAAUACAAGAAAAGAAGUAAUCAAUGAAUUGAAUGGUAAGUCUACCUAUAUGUGGCGACGACAAAAAGCUGACGAAAAAAUGGAGUUUGGAGAUGAUGAACCAGCUGAUUUACCAAAAGAAAGUGUCCUAAGAAAUGCUAAAUACACGAAGAAUCGUAAAGAUUUAGGUCUUGAAUCUUUUUCUCAUCAUAUAUUAGCUGUUGAAAAUUUGAAGACUAAUCCAAAGUACUCUGAAGCCCUACACGAGAUUGCAUUCAAUAAAAUGUAUGUUAUGUACUGGUUACCAGAGCAGAUUUCAUUGUAUAAAUUAUUUAUGCAAAAGGAUCCAAUUAAGGAAAUUAAAAUCGAUGCAACAGGAAGCUUGAUUCAAUGUUUAUCAGCAAACGAUAAUUCAAAACGAGUUAUUUUAUACUAUCAAGUCAUAGCUACCUAUCAAAAAUCAUCACUCCCACUUCUCCAAUUGGUCUCUGAAAAGCAUGAUGCUAAUACUUUGUCUUAUUGGUUGCGAGAAUGGUUAAGAUGUGGAAUCAAUGCGCCGAAACAAGUCGUCACGGAUUUUUCUUUAGCUCUUCUCAAUGCAGCUACAUUGGCAUUCAACAAUAUGCCUUUAUCCCAGUAUAUAGAUGAAUGCUAUAAAAGUGUUGUUGAUGGCACAUUGAUUGAAAAAACAACCAUUCUUCGAAUUGAUGUGGCCCACUUAUGCAAAUUCGUUUCAAUGUGGCCUUGUUUUAAUAAAAAUAAUCGACACUAA